AUGAAAAUUGACGUUAUCGAUGCAUCUCGUGGUCGCGGCAAGCAAUUUGGCCGCGACAUUCUAAGUCAAAACACGAUAAAGUGUUUUCGGUGCGGCAAGACAGGCCAUCGUGCGACCGUUUGCCGAGCACCUGCGCCGGUGUCCAUGAACACAGCUGUCUCCCGUGGAGAUACGGUGUCGUCGGUGGUCCCGCCAAAAAACGAGAGGUUCCAGUAG
Messenger RNA from Peronospora matthiolae, 216 nucleotides. NCBI's taxonomy places the organism in Eukaryota, Oomycota, Peronosporomycetes, Peronosporales, Peronosporaceae. The record is from the annotation of a GenBank genome assembly.